Messenger RNA from Cadophora gregata, 729 nucleotides. RefSeq lists its product as uncharacterized. Bases 1 to 729 code for a protein of 242 amino acids. The record is from RefSeq and is a predicted model, not a curated record. Lineage: Eukaryota; Fungi; Ascomycota; Leotiomycetes; Helotiales; Ploettnerulaceae. The transcript has 3 exons.
AUGGUAGUCUUCUCCUCCCUCCUCAAAGCCCUCGCUGUCGCCAGCGCUGUCAUCGCCUCACCAAUUGAGCAACAGCUCGAGAAGCGCGCUGUCAUUGGCCAUGAUAAAGUCGUUGGUUUCCCACAGACGGUGCCGAGUGGAAGUCUAGGUUCUUUGUACCUUGCGUACAAGCCUUUGCUGAAGGUUGUCAACGGCUGUGUGCCUUUCCCUGCUGUGGAUUCUGCUGGCAAUACAGGUGGCGGACUCGCUACUUCUGGCGCUUCAAACGGAGGAUGUAGUUCCAGCACCGGACAAGUCUAUGUCCGUAGUGGUGCACAUAACGGAAUGUACGCCGUGAUGUACUCUUGGUACUUCCCUAAAGAUUCACCAUCCAAUGGCCUAGGCCACCGCCACGACUGGGAAGGAGUCAUCGUCUACCUCUCCUCCUCAACCAGCACCGACGCCUCCAACAUCCUCGCCGUCUGUCCUUCCGCUCACGGCGGCUGGGAUUGUGCCACUUCCGGCUACUCUCUCACCGGAACCUCUCCUCGCAUCAAGUACGAGAGUAUAUUCCCUGUCAACCACGCCUGUGGUCUUACGACUGCUGUUGGUGGCACGCAGCCGCUGAUUGCAUGGCAAAGUUUGCCUGCUGCGGCGAGGACGGCGUUGGAGAAUACGAAUUUUGGGGAUGCGAAUGUGCCGUUUAAGGAUGCUAAUUUCGAAGCGAAUUUGGCGAAGGCGACUUUCUAG